Hydractinia symbiolongicarpus is the source of this 1480-nucleotide messenger RNA. Its product is annotated as complexin-like. Gene Ontology annotation, biological process: regulation of neurotransmitter secretion; neurotransmitter transport; synaptic vesicle exocytosis. Lineage: Eukaryota; Metazoa; Cnidaria; Hydrozoa; Anthoathecata; Hydractiniidae. The record is from RefSeq and is a predicted model, not a curated record. Gene Ontology annotation, molecular function: syntaxin binding. Gene Ontology annotation, cellular component: terminal bouton; SNARE complex. Bases 243 to 614 code for a protein of 123 amino acids. The transcript has 2 exons.
GUUUCCUUUACGUUACAUGUUUUCUUGGUUUGAAGGAUUAUAACGAUGAUGGUAGUUCAAGUUUUUAUGAGUGGUGAAUUCUUUCAGCGCGACUAUUAAACUCUUCUCCUUUGUUUAUAUUCUUUUGUUUACAAAUUUUAUGCUUUGUUCCACCCCGCUUAGCUUAUGACACUUUCGCGCAGUAAAAAAUUUCGCUUUACUAAACAGAAACACAAGGUAACACUGAAAUACAUUUAUCCACCAUGGAGAAAAUGACGCAGGUCAUGGUUCAAAACAAAGCGGCUUCUAUAAAAGCAGACGUGAAGAAAAAUAUGACAAGUAUACUGGGGGAAAAUGAAGAGGAGAAAGAAAUAAAAGAGAACAGGAAAAGACAGGAUUCUGUCAAAGAAAUGGAAGAGCAGAGAGAAAAAGCGAAACAAGAAAGAGAUGAAGAACACAGAAAGAAAAAUGAAGAACGUGAGAAAUUACGAAGUAACAUACGUGAUAAAUAUAAACUGAAAGGUAGCAAACAUUAUGAUGGACAAUAUCACCACACUUCUGCAACGGACUCUAAAUUUGCGGAAAAUACUGAAAAUUUGCAAUCAAAAAAGAAAGAUUCCUGUUGCGUUCAAUAAGUUUAGAACAUGAUGCGCCAAUGUGAAUGGGAAUACCUGAAUCGUCAAAUCGUUGCUUUUUGGAGCAUUUAUAGUUAAAGAGAAGUAAACUUUAAAGUCAAACGUAGCAGGACAUCAUUUGGUUUGUUGAUGUUCGUUCAAAUAGGCUUUACAAUCAGUAAUAACCGCGACCAUUUUUCUUGCCCUAUCAGAAAGUAUUGACAAUACAGAACGUUUAAAUAUGAAAAUAAAGAUUAUUUUAAGUUAUUUUCGUUAACAAAAAAUGCUUACCAAAGAAUGCCCAGUUGUUCAUGUAAACAAAAUAAAAACAAUUAGAUUAUUUAUGGAACAAAUGCAUCUACCUUUUAAAUUAUUUAUUUUCCAGUCAGUUUGGAAAUGAUGCAUCAACAUAAUGUGUAUAAGUGGCUGCAUGUUGUCCAUCACAUGUUGUUUUUGUUUUUCCCACUUUGGCCAGACUAGCUACGUAUUAUUACGACGGAGCUUUUUCACGGCUCUAAAAGGCCGGGGAGAAGGUGCAGUGGCUCCUUUUUGUGUCCAACCCAGUUACGAAUUGGGUUGAUACGUUUUAACGAUUUGAGUAAAGAUGAGGAAUUCUGAUUUCUUAGACAUUCCACAAAUCAUUGAAACAAACGUGUACCUUACAUGCGUCAUUCAGCACCCGUUCUUGAAAUACGUGUUCCAAAAGUGGUAAUUUCUUUCACAUUUCCCUUUUUUCGAUAGCGGAUUUGAAUUGGAAAAAGAGCACGAAGAUGUACAGAGUUUGAAACUUGAAGGCGACUUACGUCGAUGAUAAUUAGUUGCAUUAUUUUAAGUUUCUUCAGCGAAGUGUUUUUGAACUUUUGUCAUUUAUACGUUUGCCAUACAGA